Molecule: messenger RNA, 2457 nt
Organism: Closterium sp. NIES-67
Lineage: Eukaryota; Viridiplantae; Streptophyta; Zygnematophyceae; Desmidiales; Closteriaceae
Source: the annotation of a GenBank genome assembly
UCCCCCAUUGCUGUACCGCGCACGAAUCUCCAUUCGCCACCACCCAUCCACCCAUCUCCCACCCACUCCACUCCACACCACACCAACGCCAACGUUCAUUCAGCUAGUUCUGCUGCCGCUUUCGACUCUGCCAUCGCAUCACACCCACCUUGUAUUCUGCUCUUUCUGGUCAAUUAUCGACCCUCUUUGACCUUACCUUACCUUACCUAGAGCUGCGUAGUGCGAGAUGUCGCCGCUAGAUCAGCAGCAGCAAGAGCCGUCGCCAACAGGCUUUGGCUAUUGAGGCGCCAAGGCAUCAAGACAUCAAGACAUCGAGUCCUCAAUUCCUGUCAAGUCUUCCGAAAUGUCGCCGCUAGAUACGCCGCAGCAAGAGCCGUCGCCAACAGGCUUCGACUCGAGUCAGAGAUUAACAGCGUUUUACCCGGGUUUAAAACCAGCGGCAUUAGAGCCGAGCUUGAAAUCAACGGCAGCGCGAGAGGCGCCGGCAUGUGCGCCGCGAGAGGCGCCAUCAUGUGCGGCGACGGUGGGCAUCUGGUCGAUGAACGUGGUGGGGGCGGUGGGGAUCAUCAUGGUGAACAAGCAGGUCAUGUCCGGAUACGACUUUGUAUUUGUUUCAACGCUAACAGGAAUGCACUUUGCACUCACAGCACUCACAGGGGUGGCGUCGGCAUGUGCUGGUUUAGUCCCCAGCAAGCUCUCCGUGCCCUUCGGUGUGCUCCUAGGCUUCGCUCUGCUGGGCAACGCCAGCCUCGUCGCCACGAAUCUCAGCCUGCUGCUCAACUCCGUCGGUUUCUAUCAGAUCUCCAAAGUGAGCAUCAUCCCGACCGUCUGUUUCUUAGAAGCAGUGUUCAAGGGCCGUUCCUUUCCCCCCCCGGUGAAAGCAGCAGUGGUGGUGGUGAUGGUGGGGGUGGCCCUCUGCACUGUUUCUGAGAUCCACGUCAACCCUCUGGGGCUAUGUGUUGCGGCAUUCGCCGUGCUCUGCUCUGCCAUGCACAUGAUGUUGAUCGGUUUACUCCAGGAGCGUUACUCCAUCGGCUCCUUUGACCUCCUCACCCAAUCAGCGCCUCUCCAAGCCUUCAUGCUGCUGCUAGUCGGCCCCUCCCUCGACCUCUGGCUCACCUCCCGAUCUCUCCUCGACUAUCACUAUGAGCCCUACGCCAUUGUAUUCAUUGCCCUCUCCUGUUGUCUAGCCGUUGUCUGCAACCUUAGCGCCUAUCUGUGCAUCGGGACGUUCUCCGCCUCGACCUACCAAGUGCUUGGCCACAUGAAGACAGUGCUCGUGCUCGUGCUGGGGGUGCUGCUCUUUGACUCCGUCAUCUCCUUUAAAGGCAUCCUCGGUAUGUGCAUAGCGGUUGCAGGGAUGGUAAUGUAUGGCCAUGCCACCGCUACACAGGCGACUGCUACAGGAACAGCAGGGGGAGGGGGAGGAGGAGCAGCAGCAGCGGUGGCAGCUGCAAGGAAAGUUGGGAGAGAGUGGGGAGGAGGAGGGGGAGAGGAGAGAGAGAGGGAAGAGAUUCUGUUGCUUAGAAUACUAGUGGAUGCAGAGGAAGGGGAGGAGGAAGGGGAGGAGGAAGAGGAGGAAGGGGAGGAAGUGGAGGAUGAAAGAGAGGGGGAGAAGGGGGGACUGUUGAGUGGAGUGAAUGCAUGUUUCAGUGAUGAUAGAGUCGAUGUCAGUCAGGGAACACUGAUGAUGCACAUCGUCUCAAGGAGGGCUGUGGAGGGAGAGCACUUGAGACAAGGCUCGCUUAGAGUGGGUGAAAGAGGCACGGCUAUUUCUUCGAUGCCUCAAAGUCCGGGUCAAAGCCCAGAGGUUACCGCCGGUGCAUCAGCCAAGCUCGUUGUGUUACCAUGCCCAAGAAUGUUACCAGAUUCAAGAAUACAGCAUCCCAAAAUUCAGGAGCUAAUGCUUGCAACGGCAUGCCGGGAGGGGGGAGGGAGGGGCAUUUCUAGGGAACCGUCGAACGUCUCCGAAGGAUCUGUUGUGUCAGAAGGGUCAAUUCUUUCGGAGGGUUCGAGUUUCUCUGAAGGUUCGACUCUGUUUGGAGACAGCAGGAGUGGGAUGGAGAUGGAGGGGGAGAGCCGGCGAGCAUGUGAUUUGGGUGAUGGGGCCAUCGGGCAAUAACACUGAUUGAUUCAGUUCAGAAGGUUCCACUCUGUUUGGGAGCAGCAGUGAGGGGUUGGAGAUGGAGGGAGAGAGUUGGCAACAAGCAUGAGAUGGAAGGGAUGCACGUGACCGCAGAGAAUCAGAGAAACAGAGAAGCAGUGCAUGGAUGCAGCAGCAGCAGCACGAUUUAAAAUGGAGGAAGAGAGCUGACGAGCAGAGCGUGAGGGAAGGGAGGGAUGAAGGGGAUGGGGUUGUGUAGAAACUGUGUGUGUAAUUUUAUUGCUUCGCUAAGUGAUACCAUGUAUGUAGGAAACAGGGUCUCAGAUGCCAUAUAAUACAGUUUUUUUCUCUCU